Messenger RNA from Sordaria macrospora k-hell, 717 nucleotides. RefSeq lists its product as uncharacterized. The record is from RefSeq and is a predicted model, not a curated record. Lineage: Eukaryota; Fungi; Ascomycota; Sordariomycetes; Sordariales; Sordariaceae.
AUGUUGUUCAAUCCCACUUGGAUGGAAUCAAAGCCGGCCGACGGAGAGAAUUGGGUUGUUGAACUUCCCGAAGAUCCCGCCUACCCUAUGGAAAUCAUCCUCGACAUCAUUCAUGGAAGGUUCGAGCGGAUCCCGCAGACCCUGGGCCUCAAAGAUCUCCGUGAUCUCCUGGUCCUCACCAAGAAGUAUGACAUGACUGGUAUCGUAAGGCCCUGGUGUUCGCAGUGGAUACAGGCCGCUAGAAACCCCUACCUUGGUACCGACGAUAUUCUCCGGUCAUUGUUAAUCGCUUAUGAGUUAGGUGACGAGCACCUUUUCUCCUUGCGGCUUGAAGACAUAGCCUUGCGUGCCAAAGUCGACGAGCAGGGCCGCUUCAAUUACCCCGCAUCAGUGCCAACCGAAACGAUCCGUUCCUUCUCUGGUUAUGAUGGUUCAGUCGACGAUUCUUCAGACAGUGAUGACUCGGACAGUGAUAAUUCAGACAGUGAUGAUGAAUCAAGCCACGAUAAAUCAGGAGAUUACCACACCACAUUUGAAUCAAGCGAGAAGAACUCGAAUGCCAUCCUCGAAGAUGAGGAUCAUGUGGGCCCGCAAGAUGUACUACAUAUCAUAUCUUCGAUUCGGGAGACCUUACUGGCCAACCUCGUUAACCUCAUCCACGAGGAGCUGGAUUCCCGGCUAAGAUCAAAUCCUCAUUACUGUGGCUCGACAAGAUAG